Molecule: messenger RNA, 1612 nt
Organism: Vitrella brassicaformis
Lineage: Eukaryota; Vitrellaceae
Source: the annotation of a GenBank genome assembly
GAAAAGGAGGACGCUCACCAGUGCACCGUCGCACAGUAGCCAUGUCUGACUUCAAGAAGUCGUCAGAAGCGCUUGCAGCGUUGAAACAGACGUGCGAGCGAUUGGUUUCUGUCGAAGGGAGCUGCUCACGGGAUGAUCUGGCUGAGUUCGAGGCAUGUGUGGACAGCUCAGCCAAGUUGGAGGUGCAGAUGCAGAAGUUCCGCAAAAAAAUCGCGGAGAAAGACCCCGACAAGAAGGUGCAUCAUACACACGACAAAAUGCAAUCAGUGGACAGUGCGUUUCUCUCUGUCAGACGUAUGGUCCCGCAAUGCAGCAGAAGAUAGAGGCGCUGCUGGAGGAGUUUGAUGGAUUUCUGGAGGUUUUCGCCGAGCAGAUCCAGCCAAGAUUUGAGCACCAGCUCAAGCGGCUUCGACAGCAGGAGGCGUCAGAGGCCGCCAAAGCGGCUGAGGCGUCCAAGGAGCAGGAGCAAGCAGCCAUUCGGCAGCAGCUUGCGGACACAGAAAAGGAGGAGCAGGAGCGGCUGGCCAAGAAGCAGCAGCGAGAUCUGGAGGCCAAGCAGAGAGAAGACGACAACCUCUCGCGUGAGAGGAGGCUGCAAGAGGAGGAGCUGGAGAGAGAGGCGGCGCGCCAGAAGCUGCUGCUCGACAUGGCCGACACACAGCGGGCUUUGGAGAGCCAGCCGUACCAUCUCAUCGUCCUUGAAGGGCUGACAAAGAUGGGCAGCGGCCUGCCCCUUUCGGCCAUGCGGCAGACAGUGGAUGCUCUGUGCGAGCUGAUCGGCGGCAUCAGCCAGACCCCUGAUGUGCUCGCCAUGAGGGUGCUCAGAUUGCAGGUGAGCGCGCCGGAGGGAAAGCGCAUGCACGAAUGGACUCCGAUUGUAUAUUUGUGCAUCUCCGCUUGUUGGUUGUCAGAACCAGCAGUUCCAGAGCUCCAUUGGCAGCCGCCCCGGCUCUCUGCAGAUCCUACAAGCAGUGGGCUUCAGGUACUACGAAUGGGAUGCCUGGGCAAGAAGGCAUUCGUGAAGGCAUUGAUGGGUGGGCGGAUGGCUGACUAUGGUUGUGAUUCAGGCUCAAGACGGCGGACGAGAUCAGACCAUUGCUGGGCCAGCUGAAGCAGGAGGGCACCGUUGACCCGAUGGAGCUCUACCUCGUUAUGCAAGAGCCCAACAUCGUCGAGCAAUACGACACAUGGCAGAAGUGGUAGUACCAUACGAAUGAUCCUCACGGAGCCAGGCGAUGGUUGGCGUGUGGUUGUAUGUAUAUGUGUGUGUAGGAUGGAUGGUCUUUCGCGAGUGCGAGACUACCUUCUGGCGUUGAAGCAGCAGCUGACGCGGAUGGCCCUGCCCUCAUCUGGCCAGGAGGGCGCCAGUGGCAGUGCCGCGAUCAGCCGCGAUGAGCUGCAGGACCUGUGGGACAGAUGCGCAGAUAGAAAUAAGUGAAGGCGCUUGUGUGCGGGUUUGUCAUAGCUCUGUCGGCUGACUGCGUGGGCGUUGGUGCGUGCAUCUAUGUUGGCUGCAUCGAACGGACAGCUCUUUAUGUGAAUAUGUCACUGCAGGUGGGACAGAUGCACAGUCAUUUCCACGUGUAAAUGGGUAGGGAGGUACACAACAAAC